CUCACAGCCCGAAGGAGCCUCUCUCCCAGCUGCUGCUGCACAAGACAGUGAGACCGACCCACAGGACCACAGAGACCAUGAAGAGCCUGCUCCUUCUCUCCAUUCUGGCGGCCUUGGCCGUGGCAGCUUUGUGUUAUGAAUCUCAUGAAAGCAUGGAAUCCUAUGAACUUUAUCCCUUCCUUAACAGGAGGAAUGCUAAUACCUUUAUGAGCCCGCAGCAGAGAUGGAGAGCUAGAGCCCAAGAGAGGGUCCGAGAAAGCACCAAGCCUGCCUAUGAGCGCAACCGGGAAGCCUGUGAAGACUUCGGACUUUGCGAACGCUAUGCUAUGGUUUAUGGAUACGAUGCUGCCUACAAUCGCUAUUUCCGGCAGCGCCGAGGGGAAAAAUGAGAUUGGAAAAAGUCACUUUCUUUGCUGAGCCUGGUGCCUGGUUUCGUAUUCCCUUGCAGAAGCAUCACUGAACUAUAUAGACACAUCUGAAUUGCUUGUUUCUCAAAUGUUCCCGUCUGGCUGCGCCUCUCCUUCCUGCCCCCAUUGAUAGUAAUGAAAGAGCAGUGUAGUGAAGGUCGAAGGGGAGUUAAAAUCUGUGAUUAUUACAUAAUAAACUUCUGGUUGGAUACUU
This is a messenger RNA of Diceros bicornis minor, 621 nucleotides long. RefSeq names its product matrix Gla protein (gene MGP). Gene Ontology annotation, biological process: regulation of bone mineralization. Gene Ontology annotation, molecular function: calcium ion binding. The transcript is spliced from 4 exons. The coding region runs from base 78 to 389 and encodes 103 amino acids. The record is from RefSeq and is a predicted model, not a curated record. Lineage: Eukaryota; Metazoa; Chordata; Mammalia; Perissodactyla; Rhinocerotidae. Gene Ontology annotation, cellular component: extracellular region.